AUGUAUUUCCAGAAGCUUGCAGUUGUUGCUCUCAGUGGCCUGGCCAUGGCCCAUCCUGGCGCCCACCACGAGCAUGACUCGCAUUCCGUGGCCUCCAAGCGAGACCUCUUGCGCAAUUCUCGUCGCGCGCUGGAGCUCUGCUCCGAUCAUUUGGAAAAGCGUGGUGUCAACGAACGUGCUCGUGCCCGUCGUGCUGCCAUUAUGAAGGCAAAUGAAAAGCGUGCUAUCUUCGCCCGCGACACCGACAAGACCGUCAAUACCUCUCACCACUCGACCCUCCUGGUCUCUGCCAAUACGCCCGAGUCUGCGCUCUUUUCCAAGAACCCCACUUGCAUUCUCGCUCCCGAAGGAGAGGUUGGCCCCUUCUGGGUAAACGGUGAGCUGGUGCGAUCUGAUGUUCGCGACGGUGAGCCGGGUAUUCCUCUCAUCCUAGAUGGACAGUUCAUCGAUAUCAACACCUGUGAGCCGAUCGAGGCUCUUUGGUGGGAUGUCUGGAGCUGUAACUCUACUGGAGUCUACUCUGGUGUCCAGAGCGCCAUGAACGGCAACGGAGACGACGCCUCGAACUUGAACAAGACCUUCUCUCGUGGAAUCCAGAAGACCGAUGCCGACGGCGUGGCUCAGUUCAAAACUAUGUUCCCUGGCCAUUACUCCGGUCGUGCUACCCAUAUCCAUGUCAUUGCCCAUACCCAGGCCCACGAAUUGGCCAAUAAAACUAUCACUGGCGGACACAUUUCCCACAUUGGUCAGCUAUUCUUUGAUCAGGACCUGAUCAGCAAGGUUGAGGCUACCUAUCCCUACAACACCAACACUGUCGACAUUACCAAGAACAUUGAUGAUCAUGUUGUCAUUGUCGAGACCGAGGACUCGACCUCUGAUCCCUUCUUCGAAUACGCUCUGCUCGGUGACUCGAUCGAGGAUGGUGUCUUUGGUUGGAUUACCCUAGGUAUCAAUGUGACUGCCAGCCACGACUCCGAUGCCUCCUACGCUGCUACGCUUACUGCCAACGGCGGUGUUAGCUCUUAA
Penicillium maclennaniae is the source of this 1026-nucleotide messenger RNA. RefSeq names its product intradiol ring-cleavage dioxygenase. The coding region runs from base 1 to 1026 and encodes 341 amino acids. The record is from RefSeq and is a predicted model, not a curated record. Gene Ontology annotation, molecular function: oxidoreductase activity, acting on single donors with incorporation of molecular oxygen, incorporation of two atoms of oxygen; ferric iron binding. NCBI's taxonomy places the organism in Eukaryota, Fungi, Ascomycota, Eurotiomycetes, Eurotiales, Aspergillaceae. The transcript has a single exon.